This is a messenger RNA of Momordica charantia (bitter melon), 846 nucleotides long. Its product is annotated as NAC domain-containing protein 21/22-like. The record is from RefSeq and is a predicted model, not a curated record. Gene Ontology annotation, biological process: regulation of DNA-templated transcription. Gene Ontology annotation, molecular function: DNA binding. Lineage: Eukaryota; Viridiplantae; Streptophyta; Magnoliopsida; Cucurbitales; Cucurbitaceae.
UUCUUCCUCCGACACAGAGGUUGUCUUCAAAACAUUUAGUUUAAGGUUUCUUUUUUCUCUCUUGUUUGUGUAAGAAAAAAAAAAGAAGAAUGGGUCUGCGAGACAUUGGAGCAACUCUUCCUCCUGGGUUUAGGUUCUAUCCGAGUGAUGAGGAGCUGGUGUGCCAUUAUUUGUACAAAAAGAUUGCAAACGAAGAGGCCUCGAGGGGAACUUUGGUCGAGAUCGAUUUGCAUACUUGCGAGCCUUGGCAGCUUCCCGAGGUGGCGAAGCUGAAUGGGAACGAGUGGUACUUCUUCAGCUUCAGGGAUCGGAAAUACUCAACGGGGUUUCGGACGAACCGGGCGACGACAGCGGGAUAUUGGAAGGCGACGGGAAAAGAUCGAAUGGUUAUGGAUCCAAUGAGAGGUGAGGUGGUGGGAAUGAGGAAGACAUUGGUGUUUUAUAGAAACAGAGCUCCAAAUGGGAUCAAAACAGGGUGGAUCAUGCAUGAGUUUCGGAUUGAGACUCCUCAUAUGCCCCCAAAGGAGGACUGGGUUUUGUGUAGAGUAUUUCACAAGAGCAAGCCAGAUCAGGAAAUCACAGAAACAACUCACAGCCUGCAGUUUCCGUUCGAUGCAGCGGCGGCCACUUCAUCGUCCUUCCGUUCACCGCCAAACCACCUUGGCCAGUUUCUGCCCCCGGACGACGCGACCGGGCUGCUGCCGUGGGACACCAACAUGGAAGAAACUGCAGCAUUCAGACCCAAUGGAGUAUUUGGGGACUCUAAUAUGCAGGAAAUGAAGUUUGAGAUUAAUGACACCAUGCAAAAUGGCUUCCCUUUUAACUAUUUUAUUGCUUGAGGAGAUA